This is a messenger RNA of Paramecium primaurelia, 407 nucleotides long. The record is from the annotation of a GenBank genome assembly. NCBI's taxonomy places the organism in Eukaryota, Ciliophora, Oligohymenophorea, Peniculida, Parameciidae.
AUGGCAAUCGAGAGCGAAGUGUUAUAUGCACUAUAUUAAUUGUAUCAGAAGAAUUUGAUUUCCUAUGAACAAAAGGGAAUGAUCAAAGGUACCUUACUUUUUCAAACAAGAUAUGUUGAUACAAAAUGAUUUCGUGCUAAGAGCUUCUAUAAUUGAUUGCGACAGUUAGUUUUAGUUGUAACAUCGCAUUUUGGAAUUACUAAAAGGUUUUUAGAUGGUUUUUAUUCAUUUAGAUUAAGAAUCACCUCGAAAUUCGACUUGCAUUAGUCCUUUGAAAAGAAUGCCGUCUUGUAGUACAACACAUAGUCGAUAAAGGAUUAAAAGUGCAAUUCAAAAUCCAAAUUAAAAAAAAACAAUAUCAAGAUUAAGAUCAAAUUCUCUGACAGCAAUUUGAUAUUAUACCUCAC